UGAUUCACCUGGAUCUUGCCAUUUCUCUCUCUACCGUUAUCUGUCUUCACUUCUUUUUUCUUUUUCUUUUUCAAAUUUUCUCCUCUCAUUUCUUGGAUUUUGUCAACUGUUUUCUGCUCAUGGUUUUUAAUUUGAUUGCUUAAAUUGUGAUGGGUAUUUGUUAUUCGAAGAUUGACAACAAGGAUGCUGAAUGGCCAGGCGAAAAUGAGUAUGAUAAGAAGAUAAAUUUGAAGUUAAAGAAGAGCAGCUCAGGUGAGUUUGCAGCAUUUAUUAGCAAGUUAAGUGGUGGUGGCGCGGUAGUCACAGCAGCGGAGGAGCCGGCGCUACACCAGAUUCAGGGCCGGCUUUUCUCCAAUGGCUCAAACAGCAUAUCCUGUUUGUACACUCAACAAGGAAAGAAAGGAACCAAUCAGGAUGCCAUGAUCGUUUGGGAGAAUUUUUGUACGAGAAGCAACACAAAUGCAAUAUUUUGCGGUGUGUUUGAUGGACAUGGCCCUUUUGGUCAUAUGGUUGCAACGAAAGUUCGGGACUCUCUUCCUCUCUUGCUGCGUGAAGAGUGGGAAGCCAAAUCCGAUAGCAAACAAAUUUCUGCAGGCGAGAAUGGGAACCAUGCAGGAAUGAUUCGUUUUGAUGAGUUCAUGGAUGGUGAUGGAUUUGAUUCAAUUGAAGUUGACGAUAAUGACAAACUCCCCGAGAUGCACGUGCCACUUAAGAUGUCAAUAUUAAAAGCUUUCAAGUUAAUGGAUAAUGAACUGAAUUUGCAUCCUUCAAUUGAUUGUUUUUGUAGUGGUACAACGGCAGUUACUUUGAUAAUGCAGGGUCAGGAUCUCAUAAUUGGAAACAUUGGUGACUCAAGAGCAGUACUAGCAACAAGAGAUAAGGACAAUUCUUUGAUGGCUGUACAGUUAACUGUAGAUUUGAAACCCAAUCUUCCAAAAGAGGCUGCUAGGAUCCAGAAAUGUAAAGGAAGGGUUUUCGCAUUGCAAGAUGAGCCUGAAGUUGCACGUGUGUGGUUGCCCAAUAGUAACUCACCUGGUCUGGCGAUGGCCCGAGCAUUUGGUGACUUUUGUUUGAAAGAUUUUGGUUUAAUUUCUAUCCCAGAUGUUUAUUACCACAACAUCACUUUGGAAGACGAGUUUGUUGUUCUCGCCACUGAUGGGGUAUGGGAUGUCCUCUCCAAUAAGGAAGCCGUGGACAUUGUGGCCUCGGCUCCUGGUCGUGCAACGGCUGCCAGAGCUCUUGUAGACUGUGCAACUAGAGCAUGGAGACUCAAGUACCCGACAUCAAAGAAUGAUGACUGCGCCGUUGUAUGUCUCUUCCUGCAACAAGUAUCUGUUGCUAAUGUGGCUAAAGCACAAAACAAUAGCGCAACAGCAUCAGAAGUGGAAAGGAAGGUCUCUAGAGAAGGAGGCUCAAAUAUUGACGUUGUAGCUUCUUGUGCUGAUCUUCUUGUACAUUCAGAUAACGCGAAAGAGUCCGGGGCUAUUGUGACUAAAGCACAAAAUAAUGUCACUAGGGACUUGGAAGUAGAAAUGAAAAAUGUCCCUAAUGGAGGGAAUUUUGAGGGCUCAAAUAUUGACGUUGUGGCUUCUUUUGCUGAUCUUGUACAUUCAGAUAACGCCAAAGAGUCCGGGGCUAUAGUGGCUAAAGCACAAAAUAAUGUCGCUAGGGACGCGGAAGUAGAAACGAAGAAUGUCCCUAAUGGAGGGAAUACUGAGGGCUCAAAUAUUGAUGUUGAAUCUUCUCGCGCAGAUCUUCUUUUACAUUCAGAUAACAUUCUAGAGACUGGAGCUAAUAUGGCUAAAGCACAAAAUAAUAUCAGUACAGAC
This is a messenger RNA of Olea europaea var. sylvestris, 1829 nucleotides long. RefSeq names its product probable protein phosphatase 2C 6. The annotation marks the transcript as partial. The record is from RefSeq and is a predicted model, not a curated record. Gene Ontology annotation, biological process: protein dephosphorylation. The transcript has 6 exons. Gene Ontology annotation, molecular function: protein serine/threonine phosphatase activity. NCBI's taxonomy places the organism in Eukaryota, Viridiplantae, Streptophyta, Magnoliopsida, Lamiales, Oleaceae.